ACACUAUUUAAAUUUUCUAUUGUAUACAAUCCCAGGAAUCACCCAUAAAUAACACGUACAUCAGAAUCUUCCUGCCAAUGAUGCAGUUUUGUCUGGAUCUAAACUUCGUCAACGUCAUGUAUCCCGAUAUACAUUAAAAGUUAAUAUUUUCCUCAAAAUGCUCUUGUUAGUACUCAUCGCCAUUGCUAAAAAUGGAUGCUUUGUCACUUCUAAUGAGAUCACUCACCCUUUUGAUCAAGGAAUGCAAAUAACAGCAGAACCUGGAUAUAGAUCAGUUAAGUUGAAUUGGAAAUACGAAGACGAAGAUCGCCCAUUGAAUUUCCUCAUUAAAUAUUGCGAAUUAGUUUGGAGUAUUAAAUAUCGUUGCAGAAAACGUUACGUUUCGACAAAAGAUAAUCCUCCAACAGAUAAUGGAAUUUAUCAUGCAACAAUUUAUGAUCUAAGAAUGUCAACUAAUUACACAUUUAUGAUAGAACCUCAAAUAUAUGAAGAACGACCUACAGAAAACGUAAUGAAUAAGUUUAGACAGAGAGCAAAAGUAUUCGAAGUACCAAGCAUAACUGUUACUACAAAUGGAUUUGCAGCUGAAAUCAGUCGAUGCAUCGAAGAAUGGUCUGAAAUUGCGGUAAGAACGGGUCCUCAUUUCGGAGGGAAAAUAACAGUAGAGAACAGCAAUGAUGAAAGAUGUUCAGUCUAUGGAAACAGAAGCAGUUCGAAAGACAUCUAUACUUUGAGAAUUCACCAUGAAAUAUGCGGCAGCCAUCGAAUUAAUAAUUCGGAAAUCCAGACAACUGUAGUCGUGCAUGAAAAUAAAGAUGUAGUGACUCAUAACACUCGACGAUAUCUGGUCCAAUGCAACUUGUUACCAAAGAUAUUUUCCCUUCAAGCAUCAAUACAUGUACCAAAUAAUAAAAAAGUUACAGAAACGAAACAUGUCCGCUAUCCGGUAAUGGAAGAUUUGGAUGGAACAGAAGAUGCAUUAUCCUCGACUUCUAAUAAUGUUCAAGAUUCUAGAAUGGAUGCCGAACAAAAUCAUUUCGUGCACAGAACGUUGCAUGAUGAUGUUCCAGUUAUUCAAGAAGAUCAAUUUCUUAUUAUAACUGUUAUCGGAUGUGCUACAGUUAUAAUUAGUGUAGGCACAGUUUUGUGCGUUAUGUUUGGGCCGAAGAAAAAAGCUAAGAACAUGUCAAUGGAUAACACAUUUAUAAAACGAGAUAACAUUAUGCAAGAUAGAAAUUGUCCGACUACUUCCGACAAGAGAAUCUCCCCCGAAUCAUCCAUAGCUUUAACAUCAAUGCGUUGUUUGAACGAAGUCUCAUAAAACUGUAGAAGUUUUUCUAUAUGUAUAAUUAAAUUGCUUAAAAUUUAUAUUCGUAUAUAUCAUAAAUAAUAUUACAAGUUCAAAUUUUAUAAAUGCAUUAAUAAUAAAGUCAAU
Messenger RNA from Centruroides sculpturatus (bark scorpion), 1435 nucleotides. RefSeq lists its product as uncharacterized. Bases 158 to 1321 code for a protein of 387 amino acids. The record is from RefSeq and is a predicted model, not a curated record. Lineage: Eukaryota; Metazoa; Arthropoda; Arachnida; Scorpiones; Buthidae. The transcript is spliced from 8 exons.